Messenger RNA from Cajanus cajan (pigeon pea), 1791 nucleotides. RefSeq names its product UDP-glycosyltransferase 1. The record is from RefSeq and is a predicted model, not a curated record. NCBI's taxonomy places the organism in Eukaryota, Viridiplantae, Streptophyta, Magnoliopsida, Fabales, Fabaceae. Gene Ontology annotation, molecular function: UDP-glucosyltransferase activity.
CAAUCUCCUUAAACUGAGGAGAGAAAAAGGAAAACUCAAAACUCUGAUUUGAAGCAGCAUGACCACAAAAGACUCCAUAGUCCUCUACUCCGCCCUAGGAAGAGGCCACCUAGUGUCCAUGGUGGAGCUAGGAAAACUCAUCAUCACCCACCACCCUUCCCUCUCCAUCAACAUCCUCUUCCUAACCCCACCCCCCAACCAAGACACCCCCACCUCCCCCACCGCCUUCACCUGCCAGGCCACCGCCAAAUACAUCGCCGCCGUCACCGCCGCCACCCCCGCCAUCACCUUCCACCGCAUCCCCCAAGUCUCCAUCCCCACCGCCCUCCCCCCGCAGGCCCUCACCUUCGAGCUCUGCCGCGCCACCACCCGCCACCUCCGCCGCAUCCUCGCCUCCAUCCCCUCCCUCCGCGCCGUCGUCCUCGACUUCAUGAACUACGCCGCCACACGCGUCACCGCCGCGCUCAACAUCCCCACCUACUUCUACUACACCUCCGGCGCCUCCACCCUCGCCGUUCUCCUCCAACAACCCACCCUCCACGAGAACACCACCGUCUCUCUCAAGGACCUCAACAUGCACCUCAUAAUCCCCGGCGUGCCCAAGAUUCACACCGAUGACUUACCCGACCCCGUCAAAGAUCGCAAGAGUGAAAGCUACCAGGUUUACAUCGACAUCGCCACGUGUUUACGUGACAGCGAUGGUGUUAUAGUAAACAGCUUCAACGCCAUUGAGGAGAGGGUGGUCGAGGUUUUCAACCAAGGGUUGAUGGAGGGAACUACCACCACUCCCCCAGUGUUCUGCAUUGGGCCUGUUAUUUCUUCUGCUCCUUGUAGAAAAGACGAGAGUGAGUGCUUGACUUGGCUUGACUCGCAACCGAGUCAGAGUGUCGUGUUCUUGAGCUUCGGAAGCAUGGGGAGAUUCUCCAGGGUUCAGUUGAGGGAGAUCGCUCUAGGGUUGGAGAAGAGUGAGCAACGUUUUCUGUGGGUUAUAAGGAGCGAGUUUGAGGAGGGUGACUCGGGGGUGGUGGUGCCGAGUUUGGACGAGUUGUUGCCGGAAGGGUUUUUGGAGAGGACUCAAGGGAAGGGCUUUGUGGUGCGGGACUGGGCCCCACAGGCUGCCAUACUGAGUCAUGACUCGGUGGGCGGGGUCGUGACUCACUGCGGGUGGAACUCGGUGUUGGAGGCGGUGUGCGAGGGCGUGCCCAUGGUGGCGUGGCCGUUGUACGCGGAGCAGAGGCUGAAUAGGGUGAUCUUGGUGGAGGAGAUGAAGGUGGGGUUGGCGGUGAAGGAGGGGAAAAAUGGGGUGGUGAGUUCGGCUGAGUUGGGGGAGCGAGUUAGGGAGCUGAUGGACUCGGACAAGGGGAAGGAGAUUAGGCAGAGGAUUUUUAAAAUGAAGAUUAGUGCCACGGAGGCAAUGAGUGAAGGUGGAUCUUCCAUCAUUGCUUUGAAUAGGUUAGUGGAAGUAUGGAGGGAGCACUAAGGGGUUUAGAAUUUGAGAAUUAAUGAGAGGGACAACAAGUUGCUUGCAAAAGGAUCUUGUCUCAUUAUUAGAGGUUCAAUUUUCAAGUUGUGUGCAUGUGUAUAAAAAAUUAUCCUGUCUUGAAUAAAAUGUUUUCAAUUUCUUAUGGGAAUACUUUAUUGAGAGAGAGAAUGAGAUAGUACCCGGGAGAAUAGCUAAGCUUAGAAAAGUGUGAUUCAGUGUAAGAACUUAAUUCUUUCUCGAUAAAGAAUGAGUGGAAAUUGAUUUGUGAUAAAUUAAUUAUCAAUGUUAGCAAAAUUAAUUUUGAAUGA